AGAAGGUUUCGUACGCGGAGGAUUCCAGCCCACUCUGGCAGCAAAGGCUCCCACGGGCGAAGUGAAUACCAUGGGCUCUUGCUCCGGCCGCUGCACGCUUCUUGCGCUCUGCGCUCUGCAGCUGGUCACAGCUCUGGAACGGCAAGUCUUUGACUUCCUGGGUUACCAGUGGGCACCCAUCCUGGCCAACUUCACCCACAUCAUCGUGGUCAUCUUGGGGCUCUUCGGCACCAUUCAAUACCGGCCACGCUACAUCGUGGUGUAUGUCGUAUGGGCAGCUGUCUGGGUUACCUGGAAUGUCUUCAUUAUCUGCUUCUACCUGGAAGUGGGGGGCCUCUCAAAGGACAGUGCACUCUUGACCUUCAAUCUCUCUGGGCAUCGUUCCUGGUGGGAAGAGCAUGGGCCAGGCUGUCUUCACGAUGAGANAGCCACAGCUGGCCUGGGUGCACUGCAUGGACAGUCCUUGGUGGUGGGUGCUGGCUGUGCCAUGGUGCACAGCUAUGUGGAAGCCCUGCACAGUGGCCUGCAGAUCCUGCUAGCGCUCCUGGGUUUUGUCUAUGGUUGCUACGUGGUCAGCAUGCUCACAGAAGAAGAGGACAGCUUUGAUUUCAUUGGUGGAUUUGACCCAUUCCCUCUGUACCAUGUCAAUGAAAAGCCGUCCAGCCUCUUGUCCAAGCAGGCAUAUUUGCCUGCAUAAGUGAGGGAAUGGCUGACCCUGCUCCUGCAACCCAGCCUCAGCCACGGAAACAAUGAGGAGACCCCAGUCCUGGAGUCGCAGCUCUGCUUCCCUGCCUGCCUAGCAUUUUUUUCCACGUUCACCUUGGAUACCAAUGAGGGGCGGGGAACACUGCAGGACAGGGUGGCUACAACUGUGAGUUUGUAAUAUCUUUUCUUUCUUUNUUUUUUUUUUUCUAAAAAUAAAUACUAUGAAAAGGCAAGAGAGACUAUGGAAACAAACAA
Mus caroli (Ryukyu mouse) is the source of this 960-nucleotide messenger RNA. RefSeq names its product sodium/potassium transporting ATPase interacting 4 (gene Nkain4). Gene Ontology annotation, biological process: regulation of sodium ion transport. NCBI's taxonomy places the organism in Eukaryota, Metazoa, Chordata, Mammalia, Rodentia, Muridae. The record is from RefSeq and is a predicted model, not a curated record.